Siniperca chuatsi (mandarin fish) is the source of this 4780-nucleotide messenger RNA. Its product is annotated as amphoterin-induced protein 1-like. Gene Ontology annotation, molecular function: protein binding. The coding region runs from base 326 to 1861 and encodes 511 amino acids. NCBI's taxonomy places the organism in Eukaryota, Metazoa, Chordata, Actinopteri, Centrarchiformes, Sinipercidae. Gene Ontology annotation, biological process: brain development. The transcript has 2 exons. The record is from RefSeq and is a predicted model, not a curated record.
UGACACACCCCCUGAUCUGCUGUAUGCGCCCCUCAGAUCAGAUCAACUAUCAGAUGGUUGUAUUUCCUCAUCAGUGAAGAACGCAGACAGGCUUUUCCGGUCAUUCACUACGUACCGAUGAUAGGCAGGAGAGGGACAGCUGAUCGCCGCUGUUGUGAUGAAGAGGAUGAGACUGUCCUGUAGCGGAUCAUCGCCAAGACUGGACUGUUGUUGAAGACUCCCCCCAUUUUCUCUUCGGAUGUUAAGAAACCGACACAAGCUCCAUGACCCUCCACUGUGAAGACUAGAACACAUCCAGACUCCUAUAGUUUAUAAUCCUGACAUAAUGGGGGGGUCACUCUGGACUUCCCAUCGUGCCACUGGAGUAGUGUUCAGAAGAAGGAGCUUUAUCACAGUUCUACCUCUGGCUUUAUUGUUGUCAACAGUGAGAGGCAGUGCACAGUUUAUGGGAAGCCCUCUGGACUGCCACAAGACUUGUGUGUGUGCCAGCAACAUCGUCAGCUGUUCCAAGAUGAAUCUAUCCUACGUUCCCACCGCUCUUCCACAAUAUACAGCUGUUUUGGACCUCAGCUUCAACUUCAUCACCAGGCUACGGGCUGAGUGGACCCCCAAAAAUCUCAGCAGACUACACAGUCUGCUGCUCAACCACAACGGCCUCACCUUCCUCUCCUCUGAGGCAUUUGUGUAUGUGACGAAGCUUCGUUACCUGGACCUUUCCUCUAAUGGCCUCCGCCUGCUGGACGAGGUCAUUUUUGAGCCUCUGAAGCACCUGGAGGUGCUGCUGCUUUAUAACAACCGCAUCUCUCAGAUAGAUCGCUCCGCCUUCUCUGGCCUAGUCAGACUGCAGAGGCUCUACCUGAGCCAGAACCAGAUCUCACGCUUCCCCUUGGAGCUGGUGAAGGAGCAGAGCCGACUGGAAACUCUUAGACUGCUGGAUGUGUCCGCCAACCGAAUCAAAGCCCUGCCCCUGCGUGAGCUUCAGGCUCUGCCCGCCUGGAUCAAGAACAGCCUGUACUUCCACAACAACCCUCUGCCCUGCAGCUGUGAGCUGUAUGACGUGGUGGCACACUGGCACCUCAAGGAGCUCAGCUCUGUCACUGACUUCAAGGGCAGCCACACUUGUGUGCUACCAGGUCUGCAGAAGGAGAAAAUGGCCAUACUGGAUCUAGACAAGGUCUAUUUGAACUGCAGUGAGGUCAGAAUUAAGGAUGAAGAAGCCUAUCUGGAGCAGUUCCUGGUCCUGGACUGUGACACCAAGCAAAAGGAUGUGGUGAAGAGCUGGGCGCUGCCUGGAGACAUCCCAGUGUCUCCGGCAUACAAGACUGCCGUGAUGCGUCCUGGUGGCAGCCUCCAGAUUGGGCCCUUGAAGGUAGAGGACUCAGGGGUCUACACCUGCUACGCCACCAGCGACUCCUUCAACGAGACGCUGUAUGUAACUGUGGUGGUGUUUAAUUCCACCACGAGUGGUGGAUUGGAGAACCUAAAAACAGCUUACACCACCCUCAUAGCAUGUCUGGUCAGUGUCGUGAUGGUUCUCAUCUACCUCUAUCUCCCACCCUGCCGCUGCGCUUGUUGUCCAGGUCAGGGUCUGGAGAAAAGCGACCCCGGAGACAGCCUCCACUCUUCAACUGUUAGCAUCUCUCAGGCAUACGAGGAGACAGGGCAAGAAAGAGUGGAGGGCGGAGGCUUUCCCUACAGACAUGUGGCCCUCCUGGAACCCAAGGACCAGCUGGAGCAGAACGGGAGGUUGAACCCAAUAGGCGAGGAAGAUGAGGAGUGGCAGGGAGACAACAGGGAGAGAAGGAGGGCUGACGCAGAGUCUGUCAGCUCUGCGUGCUCCGAUACCCCCAUGGUGGUGUAAAAGUCAGAGGCACGGCCUGCGGGGUAAAACAGGGAUGGCUCGAUCCAUGUGGCUGCUCCACAGAGAUUUGCGUGCUUUGAAUGUGUGCAAGAUUCAAAAGUUAGCAUCUUCCAAACAAAGUUAAAGCUUUAGUUGGCUCUCACAGCUGGUGGCACUGUACUGUUGAUAGAAAAUAAAAUGCAAUUAAUGCUCCUAUUAUUUUCAGUAGUGUCACUUCUACUGCAAGUUAUUGGCUGGCCCUGCAAGAAAUUGCUAUGCAGCAUAAGAGUUUGAAAUAUUUUUUGCAUUUUUGAUAGAAGUCCAUCAGAAAAUUAAAAAAGAAAAACACUAACCCUCAGCACUAAUUACUCAGAGACAACAAAGAGCAUGAAAACAUUUUUGAUGUUAUUCCUCAACUUAGCAGGCUUCUUUUAUCCGCUGGGGAUCACGGUACUACAAAGAUUGAAAGUUUUAAAGAUGUUGGAUAGAAGCUGCUGCUUGAGAGAGAAGCUAAUUUUUAUGCAGAGCUUGAAGAGCUCACUUAAUUAUUACUGCAAGAUAUUUAAUUUUAAUGCUGUGUUUUACAUUCCUGUGUGGUUCUGUUGGCCUUUACAGGACAUGAUACUGUAAGGAUUACUCUUAUGCAAUCUUAUCUAUUUAUAUAAUUUUAGAUUUGAGUGUGAUUUAAUGCUCAAUGAAUAAUAUGUGUGUUUGCAGUAACUGACCUUCUGUUUUUAAAUACUGCUUUGACAAUUUCUUUAAACCUUGUCUGCAGGUCUAUAUUAAGUCGUUUUGGAUUCAGCAUAAUUACAGAAUCAUCAACCCAACUUCUUGCAAUUCACUCAUAAUCAUAAUUUCUAUUAAAUUUAGUUUGAAUUGUUGAUAACAUGAUAAGCAUGAUAACAAAACGUUUUCAGAUAAACCAGACUACAUCCAGUGUUGUGGCAAUUACCCACAAUGACCACAUACAUACUGCAGGUAUUACUGAAACUGAUAUCUAGUUGUUUACAUCAAUAUAAAUACAACUAUUGACUAUUAACAGACAAAUGUAUAUGAAAUAUUGACUUAAGAUGAGCCAGUUAUUUCACCCAGUAAUUUCAUCGCAUGAUACUUUACAGGUGACGCUGCAAAAUAUAUAUAUAUAAAUAUAUAUAAAUAAAGAAACACUGUUAUAUAAUAUUGAUGAGAUCCAGUAGUGCACAAUAAUUGUUACACAAAGAUUUUGAUUUCCUGAUUGCAACAUAUCUGCUUACUCUAACCAUUGUAUGGCCUCAUAUGCAUUUAUGCCCUUUUUUUUUUAAAGGAAGGAGGAAGUUUCUUUCAGAGCACAUAUUUAUUAGUACAUUAACAUUUGCUGCAUGGUCUGCAGAGAUAUCACAGUUUCCGGUUCAGAAAAAAAUAAGCAUUGUAAUGAGCUAAAGGUCAUUUAAAGCUUAAAAAAACAUUCCACAAGUCAGCAAAGUCACCCAGCUUUCCAGACUUUGUCUCCUGAUGGCAGAUUUCAGCCUCAGUUCUUCAGUUUGAACUGUUUAGAAAGGGUUAAUCAUGUUCAAAAAAUACUAUAAUGGCAAUUCUAGUUCAGACUGGAUACAUGACAGUGAGUUCAAAUUCCUAAAAUAAACCUACAGUGUUGUUACGAUGCAGUUAAAACGAUAUGUUAAGUGUGAGAUUCAGAUUGGUAACAUAAAUGUACAUCCUGCCAUAUCAGACAGUUAAUAGCAGCCAGGAAGCAUCGCCCGGGGGAAACAACUGAGAGCGAGUACCAUCUACUGAAAGCUUCUAGGCAUUAGUGCCCAACCCUGAACAAAUCAGCAAAUGUCAGCCAGCCAGUCAGCAGUCUCAUAAACACAGUCAGAAAUAGCAGCUAGUAGUGGAGCCAGCACGCAGGCUGCCUCACAGAGCUGAAAUGUAAAUAUAGAAGUAGCAGUUUUCAAACACAUCUUAAUUUUAGUUACAUUGCUAAAAUACCUUCAAAUUGUUGAUUUUAGAGACUCACAUCAAAAUCUGUUGUCCAUCGUAUGUGCACACAUGGAUAGAAAUCAGGAAAAAACAGGAGAUAAAGUCCUGCACAAACUUAAAUUUGCUCUGGCUCUGUUGCCUGCUAAUGAAUGAUUAUCAUGGAACAUAGUUUAGAGUAAUACUACUACUAAUAAUAGAAAAAUAAUACCUAGUAGUAAUGAUAAUAAUGAUAAAAACUGCUAGCUGACAUUUUACUCAAUAAAUUCCAGCUGCUCAUUACAGAUCACACACACAUGAUAACAGUGAAGCAAGUUAACAGCAAAACACACCAAUCCCACAUGAGAGGUGUAGCAAUGUACAGUAAAUGUACUUUUAUUUUGAAAGAACUAGUAUUUGUAUCUUUUCACUUUUCAUGGUGCUUUUUUAGGAUAAUUUAGGUUAAUCAACACCUUAAUUAAAUGUCUCCAUGGGAAUUAUAGCACUGAACAUUGUCAUGACAUCGUGAGGAUGGUCUAAUAGCAUAAUGUAGCUACAUCAUGAGCAACUUCAUUGAAUUUAUAUCUCUCAAAAGGAGCACAUACUGUAUCUACUGUAUGCUAAUGCUGUAAUAUCUUUUUUUUUCCUAUGAAAGGUACUGAUAACCAAAGACUGAGUUACAUGCUGAGAAUUAAUAACCUACAUGUUCAGUGUUUACAGUCAGAACAGUUAUAUUGUCAUCAGUAUGUUUAGGUUACCUACUGUAUUUCUGUGUAAAGACACAAACUUUAAUUUUAAUAUAUGCAAUCCUGUAUAAGGACUUACUGUAUUUUAUUAUUUGCUGUAUUAUAUCUUGUCUAUUACUGCUAUUGCUCCUGUAUUUCAUAAACUACAAAAAUAUGGCAACAAAGAAUGAGUGAUAUCCACUAUAUUCCUGUAAGGUGAAUGCAAUGAAUCUGUCAAACAGCAGUUACAGAACUUUAAAAAAUAAAAGUUGAAGGAAUA